UUGUGUCCUGGCGCCUCGUGCUCGGCAGUGCGCUCGUGGCUUUAUUUUGGCUCUGGCCGGUGGCUCAAAGUCGCGUGGCAAUCAGUUUGCUGCCGUCGCUGUUCGUGGGUGAAAGUUCGGACGGUUGGGCUCCGAUUUACUGCCGCAUUUCGUAGAUGCUUCACUCGGGAAAAUCGGUUCUAUUGAAUGCAAUUGUAUCGCGUCGAUUGUGCCGCCGUCAAGUGUCACUUGAAAAUUGUCAAAAUUGAAUUUACCCAGCGUGCUAGUGAACAAAGGUCCUCCAAAUGGCCAUAACGAGUGUUCCGGCCUUUGUCUGGCUUCGUUUUUCGAACCAAUUCCAAGUGUUUUCCGGAUUAAGCCAAAAGGUUCUGUAGAGAUACUUAAGUGCUAAGUGAACCCAUCAAAAGCAUCGUAUAUAUAUAUAUAUAUAACUAUAUCAUCUGUUCUGUCUGUUGUUCGAAUAUGCCUGGCAGGUAGAUUUCUGCUUUUCCCCCCAACGAAAGGCCAACAGCACAGCAAAUUUUCUUCCUGGCGAUGAGAGCUUAACAAAUGACACUCGUUCUAUGAGGGAUAGGGAUUGGAGCCAUCUUCCAUCGCAAUCGCAAUCGCAGAAUGUGUGUCAGCGACGUGGAAGCUACACAAUCCUCCCACUGAGUGGCAGCAGGAGAUUCCUUAGACAGACACCUCUGAUUCAAUCGGCAGCGGCAAAGAAAACCAAGGAAAUGCGGAAAAACUCAAAGGAAAUGGCAGCGAAUCGCAGGCGAAAGAAGACAAUCGGCAUGCUGACAUCGGGACUAAAAUCAGUAGUCAAGUGGAAAAUUAUUGUAUCAUCCAUAAUGUUGCUCUUAUUAAGCGGGACAAGUCACGUGCUGGCGGUGCGAAAGGGUCGCCUGAUGUCCCCCAGCUCGUUCACCGCCCUCAGCGGGGACCUGCAUGUGCAGAUCCAGUUCGGUGGCAACGAGGUGUCCCCGGAGGAGGUCGGCAACGGCCCGGCCACCGAGCAACACUUGAGCACUGACGGGCGGGACUUGAGGACCGGGAACAACACCAUAAUGAGCACUUUAGUCAUUAGCAAAAUCAUUGAUGACGCUGAACCGUCGCCGGCGCAGGGUUCAACCCCUUUGGCUGCCAUUGCCACUACCACUGGCACUGGCAAUAGCGCCACCAAUAGCAGUCAACUGGUGCUGCAGCGAAGACGCAAGGAGGUGAUCCAGAACAUACCCCUCUUCCCGGACCCGCGACUCAAUGUCACCCAGGUGACGGUGCCGUGCCAGACCUUUUUGAUCGGCGGUCGUUACGAGAUGCAGGUGGUCAGCAAUUUGAAGUCGGUGAACCGGAGCGAGGUGACCACCACUUUGGUGCCGGCCCAGGACGAGCGACUGCUGCAGACCCUCGACGUUCGAUGGCCCAGUGCCGAGAUGAUAGUCAGUCCGGUGCGGCUAAGGACCUAUCCCAAGCAUCCCGUUGAGGUGACGCUGCGCUUUCCCGAGGUGAACUGCAACCAGUCGGCGGGUCUGGCGCUGCCCGAGUUCUGGCUGGAGCUGAUCUACUGCGGCAAGGAGCGCAGCUGCAGCCGAAACAUAACCCGCUCUAGUGUCCUCUUCGCAGAGCAGAUACACGGCUUUCCCAAGAACAAGAGCCUGCGCCUGGGCUGCGAGCUGUUCGGAUUGGCCGGCAACUAUGCGGUCCAGCUGCGACCCAUGGUGCCCGCCCAGAAUGUGCCCACCACCCGGCGGCUGCUGAGUGUCGACUGGAGCGACGAGUUCGUGUUUAAUGUGUACGCCCGCAGCAUCUUUCCCUGUGAUCCGCACACCGGCAUCGGGGUGCUCUACGAAUACCCCGGCUGCAUUCUGGAGCAGGGCGACCGGGUGCGGCUGUAUGCCAAACUGCGGGCCGAUGUCGCCUCCCUGAAGCCGCCCACCUCGCUGCACUAUGUAGCCGAGCAGCGGGUCGUCAAGAGCCAGCACUCACUGUACUUCGCCUGCGACCUCUUCUCCGAGAAGUACGUGGAGUACUGCUUCGUCUACGUCAGCCAGGCCAUUUCCGGAGCCGUGGCCGACGUCCGCAUGGACUGCGUGCCCACGCUGCCCGUCAGCGAUUCGGAUACCGGUGGCUGGGGACCUUGGAGCGAGUGGACUCCGUGCUCCACGAAUUGCCUGGGAGGAACCCGGAAUCGCUACAGGUUUUGCGAUUCACCACCCCCGCGAUAUGGAGCCAAAUUCUGCGAGGGUCCAUCUGUUGAGACUCAAAAGUGUGGCAAGAGUAUCGCGGAUACGUGGGACUGCAUCUACGAGACAUCCGGCACUGUCAUCACCAAGGAGAACAGCACGGAGGUUAGCCAGGAAAUCGGACCAGGAUGUCGUUGCGGCUGCAUUGUGCACUUGGGUUCUUCGAAGCCCAAACGAAUCAUUGCGGGUGCCACACAAAGUUGUCCUGGCCGCUCCUUUUGGCUUAUACAGGUGGAUGGCGAUGAAAGCAUUUCGCUGGCACUGAGUUUCCUGCGUUUGCCGUGUGCCUCCCAGUACAUAAAGGUGCGCGAUGGUCCGUCGCUCUCGUCCACUCUGCUGGUGGAGCUCAACGGAGGUGGCCUGAUCCUCAAGGGAGUUGGAGUUCCGGUGGCCGUCGAGUCGACUGGAGGCCAACUCCUGGUGGAGUUCUCUGCCGGCGAUGUUGGCCCAGCGGCAAAUGCAUCUACUUCGACUCAGGAGGGAAGUGCAGCCUGCACCGGAGGCUUCAUGGCCAAUGUACAGCAGCAGUUGGCAUCGAGGAGCAGGAAUAGCAGUGCCACGCUGGUUGCCGCCACUCGUUUGUCCGGAAAAACACGCUCAAUUUCCCACAAACCUAUGUCUCACCUGCGUUUCACUCUGGUACAUUUAAGUGCCAUGAUCUUUGCCAGCAUUAUCAUUAUAAUCAGUGCCCUGCUAGGGGCCCAAUAUGUGGUGCGGUAUCGGAAGUAUCAUCUGGCUGUCGCUCGGCGACAGGACGAAGGCUCCCGCCUUCACACUCCGAGGGCUUCGCUGAGUUCCCUACAAGGACCUCCUUCGCGGGCCAUGUCCACCACCACGCUGCUCUCGGAGGUCAUUUACAUGGUCAAGAUGCGGCCCAAGCACCACCUGCGACACUCCAUUCUUCGCGAGAGCGUGGAUGCCGAGAAUCUGACCGGCGAGACGGAGUUCAAGGAGUCCGACACACAGGGAAUGCUGGCCAAGUGCGCUGAAGUCAAAGAGUUGGGAAGCUCGGCAUCCAUGGUCACUCUGCGAAACGAACGAUCCUCGCCGGCGCGAUCUCUGGACACCGGAAGCGUCGUUGGAUCGCCCUCCUCCGCCGAGGCAGAACUGGCUGAGGUCCACAGCAGGACAGGUGGGUGCAAGGACUCACCCACAGACGACCAGCUGGAGCCGGCCAGCUGCAAGGACAGUGCCAGGGACUCGGAAUCCAUCAUAUCCUCGGGCAUGAGCUCGCUGUGCAACAGUCCGCCGAUGAACAGCAAGCGGCUGAGCAAGUACUCCGAUCGCUACGAUGCGGUCACUCUGAAGUUGCUGUCCUCCAGGCUGGACGAGAGCCUGCAGGAUGCCAGUUCCCUGCACUCGGUGACCGAAUCCCUGAGGAUGGGACGCCUGGGAUCCCGCAGUGUCAGCUCUUCCCUGACAAAUGGCUGCUAUUCGCCAGCUGCCAGCAUUGUGAGCUCGGCGACGAUCAGAACGACCAGCAAUCCCAAGGAGUCCAAGGAGAAGCAGAAUCGCAGGAAGCUGCUGGCGCGACCCGGCUCCGAGUUCUCACUCGGGAAUCAAGAGGAACUGGAGAUGGACUACUACGAUUACAAUGUGAUCAAUGCGGGAUCGGCGCCGGGCUCUUACCUGGGAAUGGAUCCGGCAUAUCUGGUCUGGAUACCGCCCUUCGAAGAGGUCGCCGAGCGGGAGGAGGAUGACAAGACGCCAGAGCCAGAAGCGGAUCCGGAUCCGGAAAGAGACGAGCGAGAGCCCCUGUACGAGGAGAUACGGAUGCCCAAGUACGGACACUAUCUGAGUCCGGCCAGCAAUACGGAGUCCAGCAAGUCCACCACGGCCGACAAUACACCCAGCUCGGAGGAGCGAUCGCCACCGGUCAGUGGGCGUCCCUCCAAGGCCACCUCACCCUGCGAGGGGGCGGAAAAGGGAGGGAAGUCCCUGCCCAAACAACCCACUCCCUUCAUGUCCAGAAAGCAGCGACGUCAGUCCAAACAGCAGAUGCAAUCCAGUUUGUCCCUUAGCGCCGGUUCCUUGAAUCACGAACAGAGGUGUGGAAGGAGCUCCAAGCUGGCAAUUGAAAUCGCUGCAGUGCAUCAGAAAGUGGAAACCGAUGUGGAGCCAAACGAUUCCAUGACCGGCUCCUAUGUGGAAAAGGAAACUGCUGUGGAGAAAUCUGCUGGAUCUGGGGAUCUGCAGGAGUUUCUCUCCCUAGAUGACAUCCAAUUCGCCGACGAGAGUGGCAGCGAUUACGAGGCCGUAAAUCUCAAGAAAGUGGCCAAAUCGGAUCUGAAACUAAAUCAAGACGGUGUUCGAUCAAAACUUUUGCGUAGAAAAGAGCCCAAGUCAAAGGAGGUGUCCGUGUAGCCCCAGCAUGUUAUUGUACAUAAAGUCAGCUCGAAAGGGCCAGUGUAUGUUUAGUAUAGUUUACGAUCUUGUAAAAUACGGGUAAAUAUUAUAUUAAUAUGCAUAUGUCAGCACCACGAGAAAUGUAGACCACCUGGAGUAAUAGUGUUUUUAAAGCUAAGCCUUAAGCCCAUCUCGAUGUAUACUUAAAAACCGAAAAGAUUGUAGAGCAAGCUCGUAUCUAGUCUCAAAGCUCUUAUAAGGCUAAUCUGUUUAAUCCCUCGUUACCAUGUAUAUACCGUAGCUAAGGUUCACUGUAAUUUAAGUAUUUAUUCGCACAUGGCUAUUACAUAAAACUUUGAAAUUAUUUAAGAAACCUUAUUUGGCAUUAGACAAUUGGAAUUACGAAAUUUUGUGAUCUUUAUUUUGUGCUUCGGAGCAUUGGAAAUUCUAGUCAAUAAAAUAGACAAAAUUAAUUAGCAUUUUAAAAUCAAAAAAUGUUUUUGUUUUAACCAGAUAUUAAGCCUUUUUAUUGCCCUUAC
Molecule: messenger RNA, 5113 nt
Organism: Drosophila elegans
Lineage: Eukaryota; Metazoa; Arthropoda; Insecta; Diptera; Drosophilidae
Gene: gogo
Exons: 10
Coding region: 564-4592 (1342 amino acids)
Cellular component (GO): cell periphery
Source: RefSeq, a predicted model, not a curated record